Guillardia theta CCMP2712 is the source of this 1508-nucleotide messenger RNA. RefSeq lists its product as hypothetical. Gene Ontology annotation, cellular component: mitochondrion; cytosol. Bases 1 to 1431 code for a protein of 476 amino acids. NCBI's taxonomy places the organism in Eukaryota, Cryptophyceae, Pyrenomonadales, Geminigeraceae. Gene Ontology annotation, biological process: negative regulation of cyclin-dependent protein serine/threonine kinase activity; tRNA modification. The transcript has 13 exons. The record is from RefSeq and is a predicted model, not a curated record. Gene Ontology annotation, molecular function: 4 iron, 4 sulfur cluster binding; tRNA-2-methylthio-N(6)-dimethylallyladenosine(37) synthase activity.
AUGAAUUCAUCUGACUCUGAGAUUGUAGCUUCCAUCAUGCAAAGCUCAGGCUAUCAUAGGGUAGAGCAGCCUGAGAACGCCAACGUGCUCAUGUUCAAUACUUGCGCAGUGCGAGAGAAUGCAGAACAAAAAGUCUGGGAGAGAUUGAAAAAGAUCAAGAGCAUGCUGGACCAUCACCCAGACCGACGUUGGCGGCAACGAGCUUCAGUUGGUGUCCUUGGUUGUAUGGCUGAGCGGUUAAAGAAGAAGUUGUUAGAGACUGAUCGCUUGGUCGACUUUGUUGCUGGCCCAGAUGCUUACAGGGACAUUCCAAAUCUGCUGAACACUGUGGAAAGUGGGCAAAAAGCCAUGAAUGUUCAGCUUUCGUUGGAUGAAACAUAUGCUGAUGUCGCUCCGGUGCGGUAUGAUGGCAAUGGAAUUUCUGCAUACAUAUCAAUCAUGCGUGGUUGCAAUAAUAUGUGCAGCUACUGUGUUGUACCUUUCACAAGAGGUCGAGAAAGAAGCCGCACUCUCGAAUCGAUUGUGAAUGAAGUGAAGGAUUUAAGUGCCAAGGGUUACCGAGAAAUCACCUUGCUGGGACAGAAUGUGAAUUCUUAUUGGGACCAGACCUUUUCCGAAGGAUCAGUUUUGUGUCCUAAGAGAAUUCGGGCAGGUUACGUGUCGUAUCCUGGUUUCAAUAACAUCUACAAAAGUCGUCACGGGAGUGGGGCACGCUUUAUUGAUCUGCUAGAUCAGGUUUCAGCUGUUGAUAGCAGAAUCAGGAUUCGUUUCACAUCACCGCACCCAAAGGACUUUCCUCCUCAGCUGUUGCAGUUAAUCGCCGAGCGACCAAAUUUGUGUAAAUCAUUACAUAUGCCAGCGCAGAGUGGAAGUACCAGUGUACUUGCUCGAAUGCGACGUGGAUACACCCGAGAAGCGUACAUGCAGUUGAUAGAAGAAGCACAGAAAACCAUCCCUGGUCUCAGUAUUUCUACCGAUAUCAUCACCGGUUUCUGCGGAGAGACAGAAGAAGAGCAUCAGGAAACACUCUCUUUGUUAGAGGAAGUGAAAUUUUAUCAGGCUUUUAUGUAUGCAUACUCAGAAAGAUCGCACACCCAUGCAAAGCACAACAUGCCUGACGAUGUUCCCCAAGAAAUCAAAUCUCGUCGUUUGCAGGAGAUCAUAGAUACCUUCAGAAAGAAUGCAGCUGAGAGUUGUUUGAAUGAGCUGGGAAAAGAGCACGUUGUCUUGAUAGAUGGACCCAGCAAGCGAUCCUCGCCCGAGAUGCCACAGCUGGUUGGCAGGACAUGUACGAAUAAGUUAUGCGUAUGGGAUGUCAAGAGUGAUGAGUUGAAUCUUUCUCUUGCUCCAGGAGAUUAUGUCAAGGUGAAAGUAUUAGACGCCAAUGCUGCAACCUUGAAGGUCCAGCCUUUGACAAAGCUGAAUGCAUAGAUUUUAGUAGCGGCUCCGCACGGUAAGGUCAUUAGUUCUUCAAACAUUAAGUCGAAAGGAAUGAUAACAACAAAUGG